Molecule: messenger RNA, 1443 nt
Organism: Mollisia scopiformis
Lineage: Eukaryota; Fungi; Ascomycota; Leotiomycetes; Helotiales; Mollisiaceae
Exons: 3
Coding region: 1-1191 (396 amino acids)
Source: RefSeq, a predicted model, not a curated record
AUGACCGCCUCUUACAAAGCACAAGUCUUGCCAUCGGCAGAAGAACGCGACUGUCCUAAUGAGACAGAGCGAAUUACAGUUUGCGAUACCACCUCUCCCGAAAUCAAUUCAACUUCGGCCCCUUCUUGGCCAGCUACUUUCCAUGAGUUCCGCUUUGGACCUUUGUCGAAAGACCCCAAGUGGUCAAGGUUCAGCCCAGAACACUGGGAGAUUGUGCCAGACGACAUGAUGAUGAAUGGACAACUUGUCCGUGAAGGUCAGAAUUGUAGCGAUGCAGGAGGUAUGGAUUGGAUGGUGAAAGCCAAAAAGCCUCCUACCUUCACAUGCUUUGGACAGUUGCCAACGGAGUUAAGAUUGCUUAUAUGGAAAUUUGCACUGCCGCAACCGCGUGUCGUCCAAUUGGCAGAGGUGACCAGCUAUUCCUCGGGGUUUUUACAUCAAGGACAUCAUUUCGGAAGGGAGCAUCUUUCAACAUGCUGGGAAGCACGUCUUGUCUUCCUUGAGCACUACCAUCACGUCUCACACCUUCAAAGAUCGAGCUGGCAACCCAUUGAAGGCAUUUCUUGCAAAGAGGGACAGCACAUCAACGACCUCAACACAAGAACCAGAUACAUUGAUGCCAUCAGAGACACACUAGUCAUCAGUAUCGAUUUCGUUUUGGAGGAUGAUGACUCGGAUUGGCGUUGGCAGUUGGAUGUUUCUCGUAUUCAGACUCUGGGCAUCUUUGAUGCGCACAAGCUCGAUGACGUGGGAUUGGGACAUACUAUAUGGCCUCGCAUGGAAGCAAGAUGCCCAGCUUUGAAGAACUUCUCCCUAGUCCUUGGCUCGCCUCAAGACAGCGACUCGGACUGGAAGGACAGUUCGCAUCUUCGAUUGGUGGAAGUCGACGAAAAUCUGAGAUCUCUCCAGAUAUCGCCAUACACCUUCAGUGAAGAGCACGAAGCUACUUGGGCAUUCUCACACGAAUCAGCAAUCCAGCCAUACCUUACCGGAGCAGCCCUCGUGCGAGAGCGAUUCGAACACAAUAAGGAAGAAAAUGGGGCAGGUCGGGAGGGAAUUAAUCUUCAAGUUGCGUUCUUGUCCGUCGAAGGGUGGAACGAUUGGUGGGAUCACGAAGUCUGGACCGUUGCCCCAAAGCCUAGAGCACCGUACGAAAUCUUCAAGUACGCAUUCAAACCAAUCUUGCCUUGACCAUCGCCGAGAUGGAGUUCAAGGCUGUUGGCCUAGAGGAUAUGAUCGUACUUUGUGAUGAAGAUGGGGAAAUUCACAGUCACUACGACGGGAUCAAGGAGCUUCUUGACUCGGAAGACGAUACAUAUCGUGAGGACAGGGGUUCGGGGAGAAAGAUCAUUCGCCAGGAGUGCCGUUUUGUGGAGGUGGACGAUUGAGGCGAAGAGAUGAGGAGGUCGAGUAGCAUGAGAGAGGGAUGUAUCUGAUCAGGAC